Molecule: messenger RNA, 2069 nt
Organism: Saccostrea echinata
Lineage: Eukaryota; Metazoa; Mollusca; Bivalvia; Ostreida; Ostreidae
Product: organic cation transporter-like protein
Exons: 10
Coding region: 305-1864 (519 amino acids)
Biological process (GO): transmembrane transport
Cellular component (GO): membrane
Molecular function (GO): transmembrane transporter activity
Source: RefSeq, a predicted model, not a curated record
ACGUCCGGAUAUUGCACCACAUUUCACUUACCUAUAUAACCUCACGAGGAUGUGUUUCAUUUUAAAGUAAGGUGUGGACGAGGACGGAGAAUUUCAUAUUAAAGUAGACAAAAAGAACUAAUCAUCAUUAUAAACAGUGGAAUGAUAUUCUGAAUAAACCAGACAUGGAUACAUAAAGUGACAUCAAUGUGAUUUUUGAAAAAUGACCCAAGUUUUCCAUUUAAUCAAGAGAAUGCACUCCAGCUAGUGUGAUGAGAACUACCUGAUAUUGGUGGAUUAAAACACAGAGUGAGCACUUUUCAGGAUGUCAGAAUUUGAAAGUAUUCUACGACAGCUUGGGUCCUUUGGAGCAUACCAGAAGCGUGUAUUUAUAUUGGUCAGCAUGUUUGAGACCCCUGCAGCAUGGGCUAUGCUUCUUCCUAUCUUCUUGAAUAUUGCACCAGAGUGGAAAUGUCCAGAAUUCAGUGAUUCUAAUGCCACUCUAACAAACAAAUCAUCACUGGAAAAAAAUGUUGCAUUAUCAGCAAAACAGUGCUCAGAAAGUGACACACUUUGUCCCGGAGCUGUGUUUUCUGAAGACAUCCAGUCCAUUGUUAGUGAGUGGUCACUGGUGUGUGACAGGAUGAAAAUCCCCAGUACCAUCACCACAAUCCAGAUGUGUGGUCUGCUUGUUGGAGCUCUUCUUAUGGGACAGCUGGCUGAUAUCUUUGGUCGCAGAAAGCUUCUAUAUAUUGCCUAUUCUUUGCUGCUUGCCUUUUCUCUGGGCAGCGCAUUUGCUAAUUCAUGGCAGUUAUUUGCGGCCUUUAGAUUUUUCAUCGGUGGACUUGUGGGAAGUGUGAUGGUGGUAAAUUUUGUGCUCCCCCUGGAGUUUGUGACACCUGAUUGGAGGACAUUCUGUGGGUGUGUGGGGUUCUGGGCUGUGGGAUUGAUGACACUGGCAAUAUGGGGGUACUUCAUUACCAACUGGAGAUACCUUAUUAUAAGUACCUCAGUUGCAGGAGUAUUCAUGCUUUUUACAUGGUGGUUCGUACCAGAGAGUCCAAGAUGGUUGUUGAGCAAAGGAAGAUUCCACGAAGCAAAGGCUGUUUUAAAAAAGAUAGCGGAAUAUAAUGAAAUUAGUUUACCAGACCUGUCUACAUUAGAAAUGGAGUCUGAGGUCAGAAGUCAACCUGAGAAAAGAUACAAAAACUUCAGUUACUGGCAUUUAUUUAGGACAUGGAGCAUGUCCAAAAAUUCUCUUAUAGUCAUGUAUGGCUGGUUUGUUUCCAGCUCAGUAUAUUACGGGUUAAACUUCAACACCAGCAACUUAGCAGGGAAUCUACACCUUAAUGUGUUCAUUUCAGGUUUAGUAGAAAUUCCAGCCUUGGUUUUUGUAGUGGCAUUAAACAAUCGAUUUGGAAGGAGGAAAAUCACUCUGUCUCUAAUGUUAUUGGCAGGAAUCUCAUGUGUAGCUGUUCUAGUCAUUUCAUUAAUAGAUGAAUCUCAGAUUGUCUCCAUAAUUGUUGUUGCGAUGAUUGGAAAGUCCGCUAUAUCUGGUGGAUGGGCAGCCACUCAGGUGUUUUCUGCUGAGACCUUCCCAACAGUAAUCAGGAAUAUCGGUAUAGGGGCCUGUGCCAUGUCAGCCCGAAUUGGAGGAAUUGCAGCCCCACAGAUUGUACGACUGAGUAAAGGUUCGUUAGAUGUGCUACCAUUUGCUGUGUUUGGGGGUCUUGCUCUGUUGUGUGGAUUUCUGAUGUUAUGUCUCCCAGAAACCAACAACCAACCACUGCAAGACCAUAUUGUGACUGUCCCUGACCCAAACAGCAAGGUCAAGGUCAAUGGAGUGUCAGAAGAGGAGAUACACUUAGAUGGUGUUGAUUCUUAACACUGUCAUUUUAUUUAUCAAUGUACAAUCAGUAUUGAACAAUUUUUCAUGGUAGAUCAUUUUAUUUUUUAGAAAAGCUUUUUUUUCUUUUAAAAGUCCAGCAUUUUUUAUUGUUUUAAAGGCUUUUUGGUUUAUUUAUUCUCAUGAGGAAUUUUAUUUCCUCAUUAUUAGCUCAAAGUAGAUCCUUGCCAAAAAACAUCAUACU